UCAAACAGAGAAGAAGAUGAAGAAGCUAUAUCUGUCAUCGUUUUCGCUUUUUUUUACUAUGCAUGUUAAGAAACAUUCUCAACUCGGCAGGGGAGAAGUGAAUUUGAAAAGUUAUUUAUCUAAUUGAUGUUCAGUAGUUGUUUUUGUUAAGUAUCACUCGUGUCAAAACUUGAAAAAGUAUCUAUCGUAAAUUGAAUUCAUAAACAAAAUUCAUUUUCGAUUCAGUCAGAUUGCUGGUACAACUAUAAGCAGGCACUUUUAAUUAUUGUGUAACAUUUGAUAAAGGAAAACAAAAGCAUAAAAGUUAUAUUCCGGAAAUAAAGUUCAAUAUGCAAGGAACAAAACGACCAGCGUCUGCUAUUGGAAAUAGUGAAUACGAGAAGAUUGAAAUUCCCAAUCAUGACCCUUCUGCUUACUGUAGAUUGUGUUUUUCCAUUACUCAGCUAGAGCCAAUUUUUGGGAAUCCUAAGGAUAGUAACGAAUCACUUACCCAUCUAAUCGAAGUCAGUACCAGCAUCAAACUUAAGGUCGAAUCCGACUAUCCAUGUUCCCUCUGUCGUUUAUGUUACAACAAAAUGAAAGAAUUUCAACAGUUUCGAAAAUUGUGUCAAUCGUUAAAUCGUGUAGUUCGACGUGCAAAGAAAGAGGCAGAAAACGGAUCUUUUGUUGUUACACCGUCUGCUCCUGUCCAUGUUCCAUCGCCCCUGCCUGUAUCUAUUCCGGUUUCCACACCCACCAUUACCUCUACGACGCCGGCGUUCGAGGAUACCGUUCAGGAUGCUUUUUGGAUACAAGAACUGUCAGAUGAUGAAGUAGGGAUCACUGAAACUUCUUCCCAAAACGAAUCAAUUGGAGUCUCAACCGAAGAAUCAUUAGAAAACGAAGGCGAUAUGCCAUACAUAAAACUCGCCAACGAUUGGUACUGCUGCAAACUUUGCUCUAAAAUUUUUGAGAAUUUAUCAAACCUCAUGGAUCACUUCAGAAAUUGUCAUCCCGAAAAAGUACAAGUCUAUAGUUGCUCGCAAGCUGCAAUACCAGUUUACAAAGUUAGGGCCCUGAAUAUUAACGAAGUGUUGGUGGGUGGAGCAAUUCAGUAUAAAUGUGACUCUUGCGAUACCUUGUUCAGUCAGAAAAGAAAUAUUGCUCGGCAUCGUUGGAGGUAUCACAGCGCUCACGCGGAAAAAUUCCCUUGCACGAAGAUUGUCUGCGAGAUAGUGGGCUGUGGUUGCUUUUUCAUGGAUAACAAAGCAUACCGGCGGCACCUGAUGGCCAUGCAUCCCAAUGAGAAGGCUCCUGAUCCGGGACCUAACGGUGUAUUGGUGAAUCAUUUCGUUUAGAAGGAUUCCUUCGUUAGCUGGGUUCUACCGUUCUGGACGAAAAAAUCAUCGUUUAUAUCAAAUCAGCACAACAUUUACAAAAAAGAGUGCAAGCAGAGGCAAAAUUCAACUUUUCAGUCAUACGUAAUAAACUUGGAAGCACCGUGAAAGAUCAAGUUAAUUGUUUAAUUAAAUGUGAAAGAAAACAAACAACCAGGAAGGAAAGCUCAGAAUGAAAAUAUUUUCGUCAAAGGAAUCUCAUUGUAUUAAAAAAAAUCGAUUGGAACUAUGAUCUCCUAUUCCAUAAGGCUUGAUAGAUUCGAAUGAUAAAAUCUACGUUCGUUUGCAGGUCAACUUUCUAUGAAAAUCACCGAUUUAUUCUAGCUACCCUGCUCAACAAUGAAUGAACUCAUGCACAACUCGGAUCAAAAUACAUCACUUUAUUGGUAGAC
Messenger RNA from Malaya genurostris, 1768 nucleotides. RefSeq lists its product as uncharacterized. Gene Ontology annotation, biological process: regulation of transcription by RNA polymerase II. Gene Ontology annotation, molecular function: RNA polymerase II transcription regulatory region sequence-specific DNA binding; zinc ion binding; DNA-binding transcription factor activity, RNA polymerase II-specific. NCBI's taxonomy places the organism in Eukaryota, Metazoa, Arthropoda, Insecta, Diptera, Culicidae. The transcript is spliced from 5 exons. Gene Ontology annotation, cellular component: nucleus. The record is from RefSeq and is a predicted model, not a curated record. The coding region runs from base 330 to 1337 and encodes 335 amino acids.